Impatiens glandulifera is the source of this 2646-nucleotide messenger RNA. RefSeq lists its product as uncharacterized. The record is from RefSeq and is a predicted model, not a curated record. NCBI's taxonomy places the organism in Eukaryota, Viridiplantae, Streptophyta, Magnoliopsida, Ericales, Balsaminaceae. The coding region runs from base 1 to 2646 and encodes 881 amino acids. The transcript has 2 exons.
AUGGAAAUUAAUGAAGAAUUGACUCCCAGAGCGGAAGAGGUGGCUCCUAUGGCGGUAGAGGAGGUUUCUAUGACGGUAGGGGAGGAGGUUCCCAUGACAGAAGGGCAGGGGGCUCGUAAGGUGGAAGAGGAGGAGGCUCCCAUGACAGAAGGGAAGGGGGGUCAUAAGGCGGAAGAGGCUCCUAUGGCGGUAGAGGAGGAGGUUCCCAUGACAGAAGAGAAGGGGACUCUUAAGGUGGAAGAGGAAGAGGUUCCCAUGACAGAAGGAAGGGAGGCUCCUAGGGCGGUAGAGGAGGAGGUUCCCAUGACAGAAGGGAAGGGGGAUCGUAGGGCAGAAGAGGAGGAGGGUCCUAUGGAUGUAGAGGAGGCUCCUAUGGCGGUAGAGGAGGUUCCCAUGGCGGUAGAGGAGGUUCCUAUGACGGUAGGGGAGGAGGUUCCCAUGACAGAAGGGCAGGGGGCUCGUAAGGUGGAAGAGGAGGAGGCUCCCAUGACAGAAGGGAAGGGGGGUCAUAAGGCGGAAGAGGCUCCUAUGGCGGUAGACGAGGAGGUUCCCAUGACAGAAGAGAAGGGGGCUCGUAAGGUGGAAGAGGAAGAGGUUCCCAUGACAGAAGGAAGGGAGGCUCUUAGGGCGGUAGAGGAGGAGGUUCCCAUGACAGAAGGGAAGGAGGAUCGUAGGGCAGAAGAGGAGGAGGGUCCUAUGGAUGUAGAGGAGGUUCCCAUGGCGGUAGAGGAGGAGGUUCGAAGGGCAGAAGGAGAUGAGGCUCGCAGGGCCAAAGAAGAGGCUGAGAAAAGAUUUGUUGAGAAAGACUAUAAUGGUGCUAGUAGCUAUGCUUUGAGAGCUCAAAUGCUUUGUCCCAGUUUGGAGGGUAUAAAGGAAAUGAAAGCUACAUUUGACGUCUAUGCUGCAUCUGAGACAAAGAUCAAUGGGGAAAGUGAUUUCUAUGCAGUUUUUGGUCUAAAACCAUUUGCCAUUAAGGCUAGGAUCAUUAAUCAGUAUACAGAUAUGCGUGGUCUACUCAACCCGUAUUGCAACAAAACUGUUGGGGCAGAAGGGGCAUUUAAGCUUCUAUUGGAAGCAUGGAAUAUAUUGUCCGACCUAAGUGAACGAACCUCGUACGAUAUCAGGAGAAAUACUAGGGGUGAUUCCUUUUGGACAAAAUGCACCACUUGUGGCGUGCAGUAUGAGUAUCUCCUGAAGUACUUGAACAAAAAACUAUCCUGCAAAAACUGUCGUCUUGUUUUCAUGGCAAUUAACGAGGGACUAGCCCCUCCAGAUGGCUCGUAUCCUUUCCGUGAUUGUCAACAUUUUCCUGCUCCUGCAAACGGUUAUGCAAGUCAACAUGGGGCUAUUACAAAUAUCCCAACCACAAAUGGAGUCGCUGUACCUAAAUCUAAGCGGAAAUCGUAUUCUGGAUCUUCAGUUGAGGUUGCUGAUACAAAUUUAACCAUCCCCCGCGAGGAACACACUAUAGGGAAUGAUAAUAAAAGCACGAAAUCUCUUUACGAGUCUUCCAAACUGGGCAGCUCCUCAAAGAGAAAGAGGCUUGAUGACAGAGGCAUUGCAAAGCCUUCAAAUAAUCUAUCAGAUAUGGAACCAUCAUUGCCAAUUUUUGACUCAAGGAAGUUAGUGCCAAUUUUUGACUCAAGGAAGUUAUUAAUUAAUAGGGCAUUAUCUGAAAUAAGAAAGAAGUUGCCAGAGAUAAGGAAGGCUGAUGCCGAACUAGCUGCACUGAAGAAAAACCUAGCAAAUUUACCUCAAAAAGCAUCAGCAGCAGGAGCAGCAGGAUCAUCAGGAGGAGGAGGAGAGGUGGUGGUGUCUAACAAGCCUAGCACUGCAACAAUUUCUGGCACAGUGGAGCAUCAAUCAGUGGUGAGGAGGACAUCAAUGCACAUGACUGUUCCUGACUCUGAUUUUCACAACUUUGACAGUGAAAGGUCUGAGGAAUGCUUCAAGGCGAAGCAGAUAUGGGCAAUCUACGAUGAAGAAGAUGGUAUGCCACGUCUGUACUGUCUGAUUCGUCAAGUGAUUUCGGUCUCACCUUUUAAAGUUGCAAUAAGUUACAUGAACUCUAAAUCUGUUUCGGAGUUUGGGUCGGUGAAUUGGAUAGAAUCCGGGUUUACAAAAUCUUGUGGAAAUUUUAGGACAUCAAACAUUGAUGUGGUUGAAGAAGUGAAUAUCUUUUCUCAUGUACUGAGCAGAGAAAAAACAACAAGGGGAGGAUGCCUUAGAAUUUAUCCUAGGAGCGGAGAUAUAUGGGCCAUAUACAAGAACUGGUCAUCGGAAUGGAACAGGGAGACCCCCUCUGAAGUUAGGCAUCAAUAUGAGAUGGUGGAAAUUAUGAUGGAUUAUGAUGAAGAAGAUGGGGUUUGCAUGUGUCCACUGGUGAAAGUAGAUGGUUACAGGACUGUGUAUGGGAGGAACCCAGAUAAGGGUUCCAUUUGUAGGGUUUUGAAGAAGGAAAUGUUGAGAUUCUCACAUUGUGUUCCUUCUUGGCGAAUUAGAGGUGCAGAGAAGACUGAUGAUCUGCCAGAAUGCUGUUGGGAUCUUGACCCAGCCGCAACCCAAGAUGGCCUUAUCCUUCAAAAGCAAGAAGAAGAAGAAGAAGAAGAAGCUGAGGCUGAAGCUGAAGCUGGAAACUUAAAGUGA